Lucilia cuprina (Australian sheep blowfly) is the source of this 2182-nucleotide messenger RNA. It is a transcript of the gene Ssdp, whose product is annotated as single-stranded DNA-binding protein 3. Gene Ontology annotation, molecular function: single-stranded DNA binding; protein binding. Bases 698 to 2020 code for a protein of 440 amino acids. The transcript has a single exon. Gene Ontology annotation, biological process: positive regulation of transcription by RNA polymerase II. Lineage: Eukaryota; Metazoa; Arthropoda; Insecta; Diptera; Calliphoridae. The record is from RefSeq and is a predicted model, not a curated record. Gene Ontology annotation, cellular component: nucleus.
AACAUAAGUAAAAAAACAACACAAUAUUGAAUUAAAAAUUAUAAUUAAAGCAAAUUGUUGGAGAAUUGUAAAAAAAGAAAAUUACACAAAAUUUUGUUCAAAAAGUUAAUAAAAAUUUCUAAAAAUGCUGGAUGUUAUAGAAACUAGGAGAACGGCUGCGUGAGCAGACGAUACUCUCUUAUCCAUCCAAACAUCCCCCCACAAAAAACACUAACGUGUGCCUGCUACCUGCGUGUGUGUGUAUGAAUGACGGUGGAGCAGCUCAACGCCAGCAAAAAGAAUUAGCGGCCACAGCAAGAUUAUCUAUCUUCUCUACAUUUAUUGAAAGUAUUUAAUAAAAAAUACGAAAAAAAACUAUAGCAAAGAAAAUAAUAAAAACCAACACAAAACGUAACGAAAGAAAGAAAAACCUAAACUAAAAACUACUUACUGGAGUUGAAAAAGAAGAUAAAACAAAGUGAGCGCCAAUUAAUAAUAAAUAAUUUUAAAGAAAUCUUCAAAACACAACAACAACAAGAACACCAGCUACAUCAGCUGGAAAGGAAAAAACAACACAUAAAAAGGAGUAGUUGAAACAAACAACCACAAACUUUAGUAAAUAAACUCACACACCAACCAAUUAACCAACAAACCAACCAAGAUAAAUAAACCCACAACUUGACAUCACACAUUUUCGUUGCAAACCAAAUAUAACAAAAUGUAUGGCAAAUCGAAAACGUCGUCGGUGCCUUCAGAUGCUCAGGCCCGUGAAAAAUUAGCUCUAUACGUGUACGAAUACCUGCUGCAUGUGGGAGCUCAAAAAGCUGCACAAACUUUCCUCUCCGAAAUCAGAUGGGAGAAAAACAUAACAUUGGGCGAACCACCAGGUUUUCUACACACAUGGUGGUGUGUCUUCUGGGACCUAUACUGCGCUGCUCCUGAAAGACGUGACCAGUGCGAUCACUCAUCAGAGGCUAAGGCCUUCCACGAUUAUGGUUUUGUUAGUUCGGGCUAUGGCGUCAACGGAAUUGGCCCCGGAGGUCCUCACAGUGCUGGUGGUCCAGCGCCCAGUCCACUCGGACAGAUGCCACCCGGUGGCGACGGUCCCAUGGGACCAGGCGGUCCAAUGGGAGCGAAUUUCUUCCCCAGUUCAACGAUGAGACCUUCUCCACCAACACAUGCGUCAAGUCCGCAGCCCCCACCAUCACAAAUGAUGCCGGGUCAGCCACCAUUUAUGGGUGGACCACGCUAUCCCGGUGGUCCGCGACCCGGUGUGCGUAUGCAAGGUAUGGGUAAUGAAUUUAAUGGUCCGCCCGGACAACCCAUGAUGCCGAACAGUAUGGAUCCCACGAGGCCGGGUGGCAUGGGUCCCAUGAAUCCUCGCAUGAAUCCGCCCAGAGGACCAGGUGGCAUGGGCCCCAUGGGUUAUGGUGGACCAGGUGGUAUGAGAGGUCCAGCACCCGGACCAGGUGGCAUGCCGCCCAUGGGUAUGGGCGCCGGUGGCAGACCACCGCAAUGGCAGCCUAAUGCAACAGCACCUAUGAAUGCGUAUUCAUCUUCUUCGCCUGGCAACUACGGUCCCGGACCAGGUUCAAAUGGUCCGCCAGGCCCCGGCACGCCCAUCAUGCCCUCGCCACAAGAUAACACACAAGCGGGCCCUGGUGGUCCUGGCGACAACAUGUACUCGCUAAUGAAACCAGAAUUCCCCAUGGGCGGUGGACCGGAUGGUGGUGGUGGCGGACCCGGCGGCAUGGGUCCCAUGGGUGGCGGUCCAAACUCAAUGGGCCCUGUACUUAAUGGUGGUGCCGGCGAUGGCACCGGUCUUGAUGGUAUGAAAAACUCACCAGCCAACGGAGGACCCGGUACGCCCCGCGAAGAUUCGGGAAGUGGUAUGGGUGAUUAUAAUCUGGGCGGCUUUGGAGGACCAGGAGAGAAUGAUCAAACGGAAUCGGCGGCUAUACUCAAAAUCAAAGAAAGUAUGCACGAAGAAGCGAAAAGAUUUGAAAAAGAUUCAGAGCAUCCUGAUUAUUUUAUGCAAUAACCGCCCGGACAAAAUAUACCACCACCAACCCCAACACCACAUUCUACAAUACAAACACCACAACAAUUACAGCAGCAGCAACCACAUAGUAACUCCUCCAUCACCUCCUCCUCGACAUCUACAAACAGCUCCUGCCCCUCGUACAGCAGUUAUCAACAGCAA